Messenger RNA from Paramuricea clavata, 20196 nucleotides. The record is from the annotation of a GenBank genome assembly. Lineage: Eukaryota; Metazoa; Cnidaria; Anthozoa; Malacalcyonacea; Plexauridae.
AUGGAGGCCUACAAACAAAACAAAGGGAGAACGUCAUUCUCAAAACAAAAGAAAACUGUUAAACCAACCUGGUUGAAACCAUCGGAGUCGACGACGGAAGACGAGCAGGUUUGUGGUUGAGAAAUAUUUAGUAGUUGGUAAAUUGUAUUAAACUCAUUAAUAGUUCAUGAAGGCAAUUCAAAAGAAAUCAAUAUUUAAUGAUGUGUUGUAUCCACAUACAGUAUACAAAAUUCACCUGAUUCCAAAAACUUUUUUCUCGAUUUUCUUGGUUCAAAUCAUUUCUUUUUUGAACAAUCUCUUAAAACACACUACUGUUUCACGAUUUACAGGUACAUUCACGUCCCUAUCAGGCAUACUGUACAACCUCUCGAGUUCGUAUAUCUGCUACAACACGACCGUUCAUAAUUAAAAACAUAAACGUUCUCUGACUAAAAUUUUUUAUUUAAAACGAGCUUUCGACUACCUAACUGUAGUAAAUAAAAAAUUCGACUACCUAACUGUAGUAAAUAAAACGAGCUUUCGAAUUUUAGUCAGAGAACGUUUAUGUUUUUAAUUAUGUCUAAACCUGGCUACGCUAUCUCCAUAUUUUCACGACCGUUCAUGCUGUACAUAUACAAUAGUACUUACUAGUGCAGGUACGAUUAGAAUUUGUAUUUGUUUAGAGUACUGCAACUGAUGGUCUUAGUCACAGCCGACUUAGAGCAAUCCUUAGGGGAUAUGGAGAAUACCCCGCAAAAUAUAGGUAGGUUUACAGAGCAUUUAUGUAACAUAUUGUAACUAUAGUUACUUUACCUAUACUGGAUAGCUCUUUCAGUUCUAAACUAUUCCUUUUUGAAAUCCAGUAACAGUAUAAACGUCAUUCUUCAUCACUUCACCAAUACUUCUUAGCAAAACAAUAAAAAGUGAGGUAAAAAUUUCGUCAGUUCAUAAACACUCUAAUCAGACAAUUGCAUAUUGCAGCUAGGAAUCGAACCUGGGUCGACUCAGGAAUGAAAAGCAUUGUGGCACCAACCAGGGUCUUAGCUAGGAUUUUAGAUCUUGGGCGUGUUUCUAAUGACCAGGGCGUGCACAUGUCAAUUACCUUGAAUAGCAAAAUCACGGUUCUAGUUAUGCUCGCCAACAAUAAUGCUUGUGGUUGUUCUUUGCUAAUUUGCAACCAACCACAAGGCGAGCAUACACUCAUAUUUCGCACUGACAUUAAAAUAUUUAAGUUAUUUCAGCAACUGUUUGGGGUAUUUAAAACCAUUUUAACACCAUACAGUUCCCAUUAUCCAUCAAAAUAAUAAAACAUUACGAAUCACUUUUGCCAAUUGAACAACAACAGUAUAGAUUUUACAAACUUUCUUACGACGUAAAUAGGAAGAAGUUGAGUCUGAAAUUCUGUCUGUUGUAAGUGGCACCACCUUAGUUUAUGAACCUAUACACGGCCUUAUAUCAAUAAUGAAGCCGCGUUCAUUUUAUCUAGCCGUGUUUUUCCGCUUUCGGCCGCGAUAACACGGCCAACACGGCCCUCUAGCUAAGACCCUGGCACCAACAUCCAUAUUCCUAUAUAUACCGCAUGAGCUCGAGCGUUUGUUUCUUCCUAGAAUGUUCAUAUGGCGAAGUCUUCUACAGCUUCCAGAGAACCAUGCUGCAUUCUGUAGUUUAGUUGACAAGGGAACUCAUUCAACGUUUGUCACACUUCAUGAAAACUACCCAAUCAAGAGUAGAAAGCUGUUGCGUGUUCUGCAAAGGUUAGUAACAUUCAAGCCCCGCUUGUUUGAAAUGUAUGCUAGUUUUAAAAACACUGCGUUGCUGGCCUUGGAUUGCAUGCUUUAUUAUACUGUACAUUUGAAAAAUACAAGAACCAUCCAUCCCUCUCUAUUUCCCACUACAGCCUUAUACUCCUUUUUUAAACCUAGAAUUCUCUCUGCCUUGGCUCAUUGGUCAGCUGUUUUUGGUGAGACCGAGUUUCUUCCUCUUCUUGUGUUUCCGUUUGUUAAAUUAUUUCAGAACAACCAGUUGAUAUGCUUUGAAGUUGUGGCAACUGUCCUAGGUAAGAAUCUAAUAUAAUUAAUCUAAUGUAGUUGUGUGUGAUAUUAUAAUCGAUAAGCUCAUAACAAACUUCGAAGUUACAGGCUGUUCCGUACAUUUAAGUUGUCCCACUCUGAUAAUUAGAGGCAGGGGGCUAUCCCCCUCGAACCCCCCCCCCCCACCCAUUUUCACCGCUAGGUGGAGCAUUCCUCCUUUGUAGGCAUCUCAAUAGAGAUUACUCUAUCCAAUUUUCUAUUUCAUAUUCAGUAAAAUAUUUACCUCACUAAUUUGCAAACCUUUUGUUUAUCUUGCAGUAAACUGGUGUCAGAAUUGGUUUGAAUUUUUUCCCAAUCCUCCAAUCAACUUAUUGAGCAUGGUAGAAAAUCUUCUCGUUCAUCAUGACAAGAAUCUCUUACAGCAUCUUGUUCAAGCUGACGUCAAAUCCCAGGUAUUUUUUAGGUAUAUGUUUAUCUCUCUCACGCAACCUAACUACAAACUAAUUCUGUUCUGACUAAUUUCUAGAUAUAUUGUUGGCCAAUAAUCGAAACACUAUUUUCUGAAGUUCUUACAAAGGAGGAAUGGCUACGUAUAUGGGAUCAUAUCUUCAGUAAUCAUCCGUCAUUUCUGUUAUUUCUUGUCGCUGCUUAUCUUAUAUGUUCAAGAAAAGUUCUCAUGCAAUGUACAGCUAAAGAAGACUUUGAGGUAUCCUGUUUGAUAUCAGAGUACCCAGCCUGCAGUUUAUGCACGAUGACCCAUAUAUGUGUUACCAUAGCUGUAAUUGUUCAGUAUAUGGCCAGUGCUUUACCUUCAAGUGUGUGCGUUGUGUUUGUCUAAUGACUAAUUGUCUCCUUGUAGUAUUUCGUUCACCAUCGCAAUGCCUGCGAUAUUUCUGCUGUCAUUCAAGAGGCUUAUCACCUUCAGAAUACCACACCAUCUGAUAUUGAUCCAGGGAAAAUGUUGGAAGAAUUUAAACCUCUCACCAAAGGACAGUAUCCGGUGUUUAAUAAAUAUCCCAAGUUUAUUGUUGAUUAUCAGGUACGUUGCUGACGCUCGUGUAUGCUAGCUUUAACCCAUUGAGUGGCAGCACUUCCCUUGACGAGGAAAACUGUCUGGCGUUAGACAGAGUAAAAUAAUAAAGUGGGGAGCAUCAGGGCGAAUUGCCACUUAAAGGGUUAAUACAUAAUCUUGAAGAAGUCUGGGUUGGCUUUACUAUAGGGCGGUGUCUUACCCUCAGCGUAUCUGUACUCAAAUGUUGACACUGUUUCCAACAGGUUCAAGAACGAGAACGAAUACGGCAAGAAGAGUUGGAAUAUCUUCAACAAAGGUAAAUCACUAUAUCUCAUCAAAACAAUGUUGUUUUAUGGUCCUUAAUGGACUGAUGAAGCUAUAUCCAGUAUAUAAAUAAUGUUAUUGUAGUCUAGUUUAGAUUUCCUCCAUGUAUAGUAACACUAGAUAAAUACUGCAUGGACUUCUAUGGUUAACAGUUUAAAACUGUCGAGAUAUUAUUAGAUUAUUGCUGCCUAAUGAGGAUACAUGCAUUUCAUCCUAUAGGCAACUGGCUGUAGAAUUAAAGAAGCAAGCUGAAGAAAGAAAAGAGGCAGAAGAAGCCUUUUAUCGUAAUCAGGAGUUGAUGGUGGAGGCUGAAAAGCAAAGACGAGAUCUCAUCUUACUGGAAGAGCAAAAACUAGCUGAUCAGAGAGUCAGGUUGGUAUAGUCUGUCGAAAUUUUUCAGCGAGUAAGGACUACAGUAUAUAAGAGUAUUGGAAAGCUGUGAUGUGAAGAAUAUACAGUACUGAACGAUGUUUUUCGGGUAGUUGAAUUAUCCUAAUUCAGUGUAUCAAAAAAAGUAGACAAUUUUGAAACGGCUCUCAAUUUCACAAAUCCGUUCAUUUCAUGAAAUUCUUUAUAAAUAUAGAUUGUUUGGGUACUUAUAUACUAUAAUGUAGAAUAAAAAAAAUGCCGUAAAGAUUUUCCAGAGCAGGAGGGUGUAUUUUUUAGCACCAUUAAAAAUAGCUUGCGUGCGAAAUUUAAAAGUUUAAAACGCAUUGUCUAUACUUUUUUUAUACACCCGGCUGUAGAUUUUAUGUAGUACGAAACCUAUAAAGUGCAAAAACAUUGCAUGAAGCACACAUACAGUAUGUCAUCUGCCUCGUACCCAGGCGCUUUGGCGAUCAAAUUAAUCCACGCGGCCCAUGCAAAGGCCGCGCAAACCAUAGAACAACACAUAGCGCCUGGGUACGAGGCUGGUAUGUAAUUCACUCUUGUUUUAGUAGUUUAAAAUUUAAAAAAAAAAACCCCAAAAAAACGCCUUGAAUCACCGAGUGUUAUUUGUCUAUGUCAACCGAGUGUUAUUUGUCUUAUUUGGCUUGCAAUCGAUUAAAUUUUGUGUGCUUUAAUCUCGCGUGCAGGUUACAAGCAAUGAGACGUGAAGUUCAUACGCGAGAGCUACAGUUGAUGGAUGCUGUGAGAAGAAAAUACAUGGAGAAUCAGAGCAAGUUCAAGGAAGUUGAACUGAAGAGAAUGGAUGAUGAAAUACAGCGCAAGGUUAGAGCUUUACAAAUAUUUCGGCAUAUCAUGUAUUUGUAUCCUUUCUGCGGGAAUAGCACGCCUAUACCACCUACAGACCUAGCCAGGAGGGGGGUUUAUACCAGAAUACCAAUAUACUCUCGAUAUUAUAUUCGCUCAAUAGAGCAGUACACCUAUGCAAUUCUAUAGGCUACAUCCGUCCGCUUGAGUACUUGAUCUUCGGUCAAAGCCUAUUUUAACAAUAAAAUUGUAUACCAUUAACCUAUUUUAACAAUAAUAUUGUAUACCAAUUAAACCACAUAAAGAUAAGUCUGUUUUUAAAAUUUUUUUAAAUUUUUUGUAAAUAUAAUGAUAUUAUAUUAUAAAUUGGAUAGAUUUUAGAUUAGAUAAAUUCUUAAAUAGUGUGUAGAAAUUUUCUUACAUUUAUACAUGUAAAUUGUCAUUGAAAAACCCAUUUGGGAAUAUACAAUUACUUUAUGGUUUCCGUGUUUGGAUGGCCUGAUCCAAACACGCGGGAAUGUUGCGAGAGUUAAGAAAAGCGAGCGAAAUCACGAGCCGAAGGCGAGUGAUUUUGCCCGCUUUUCUUAACUCGAGCAACAUUCCCAAGUGUUUGGAUCAGUCCAUCCAAACACGGAAACCAUAAAGUAAUUGUUUUAUAAAAUAACAACAACACGGUAGUCUUCCGUGUUUGGAUGGCCUGAUCCAAACACGGCUUUCGGCCAAUCAGAAUACGCGUUAUAUACAUGUUAUUUUAUAAUGUCAAUUAAGUAUAAUACUAAUAAUAAUAAUAACAUGUAUACCAUACAAUGUACCUGAAACCCCUGACCGGGCCUGCAGUUAAAUGUUGGUUAAAUUUGAAUGGAAAUUGGAUAGGAAGUUAGUAAAAAUUUGGCUUGCUUGCUGGGCACAGUAAACUGAAUAUGUGUUAUGGAUGAUUCCAGCCUAUAGACUAAAUUUUGAUCUCGGCAAGAAGAACAAAAUCCAUCACCACAGCUAGAAAGAGCAUGUUAAAAUUAGUAAAAUUGCAAAGUUUGGUUGCGAAAUGUUGUAAAAUGAGGUAGAUAUAUAGCCUUACGAAAUUUACAAAUUUUGUAUUAAUUUGUAUUACGCACGGGAAUUUGCACCACUUUCGGCCCAAAUGUGGUGCAUUUUCCCGUGCGUAAUACAAAUUAAUAUAAAAUUUACAAAUUUCGCAGGGCUAUAUUUUCCGCAUUUUGCAACAUUUCGCGGCGAAACUUUGCAAUUUUACUAAUUUUAACAUGCUCUUUCUAGCUAUGGUGAUGGAUUUUGUUCUUCUUGCCUAGAUCAAAAUUUAGUCUACUGUAUAGCUGGAAUUGCCUAGCCCAUUGUAUAAUUUAGGACGAUGUCUCUGAGUGCCUUCUGGUUUUCAUUAUUUCUUGAUUUAAUAAUUUUCAAGGACAAAGUUAUUUUGGUGCAUUAUCGUGCAUACAAUAUUAUGUUAUCAUCUGUAUGAAACAAUACAAAGAAUAAUAUACUAUUUUUUAUUGCCUAAAUACGUAGUAUAGUGACGCACUUUCAUAGAUUAAUCAUAAAACAUCUGCGGUAUUUAGCAACUUGCAAUUAAUGGGGCUGAUUACAUGGAUAUUUUAACAAGGGGCUAGUGAUUACAUAGAUAUUUUAAAAAGGGGCUGAUUACAUGGAUAUUUUAACAAGGGGCUAGUGAUUACAUGGAUAUUUUAACAAGGGGCUGAUUACUUGGAUAUUUUUAUAUGUUACAACGUGAAAUGUUAGCCACCAGGCUAACCGGGCUGAAAUUUCAGGGUUUGCGCUAAAAUCCUUGUAAAAGUAAACGGAGUUUCCAUGAAUUACACGACACAUUUUCUACCCUGCAUGGAUGAAAUCAAUUGGGAUGAAAAUUGCACCUGGUUCACCGGGCUGAAAUUCGUCAGAUAUAAUUGUCAAGAAAUUUCCGCCCGGGUUGAAGAAACAAUCUUUUAAAUAUGUUCAAAUGGCUACAUUUUUGUUAUGGAGUUCUAUCUCCAAAUGCAAUCACAGUCUCGCACCAGUCAGUAUUUUAAAAAGCCCGGAUCAAACCAGGUUUAGCUGGUUAGCUGUAGCCUCCUCCGCAGGCCUCUCUAUGGGUUUUAGCCUGCGAAUGGGUUUUGAAAAAAAAAUUUACCCGAUUCCUCGGGUGAGAUGCCUGCACAGGAGGCUAUAGGUUAGCUGUUCUUAGCACUCAUUCAUCUUAGUUGGAACACAAAUUAAACCUUUAUUUUGUUAAUCUAGAGUUUAAAAUGUCCCCAUUAACAAUUCGUGACUGCCAACUCUCGUCAUCAUUUGACCGGCUUAAAUGAUUGAAAGUGGGUUGGAAAUGAGCCUGCAUGUAUGGUUUUCAUGUAAUCAACCGCAAAUCAAUAAGAAGUAAUUGCAUACAUGUCAGCCAAAAUUAAUAUUUAUUGUGUUACAUAUAUGCAUAAUACAGUAAAAUACGACCAAUAUGAUAAAUCGAUUUUUUUAAUGUUUAAAAAGUAACUACAAACCGGCACUUCGAUAUAGGGACAUAUAAUAGGCUAUAUAUAGUCCAUAUAGAACUUUUGCAAUAGCACUUUUAGCAAAUCGCAAUUUAAUCAAUUUUAAUGCGACGCUUAAAUAAAUGAAUAUCCAGCUGUGGCGAAGAGGAAAUGUUUUUCAAUUGAAAUACUUUAUUUUUUAACUUUAAUGUGUUAUGAACCUAUAAGCAGUUAUGCCUUUUGCCUAUUUUUAUUUUCUAUUUAUUUUUUUGACAAUGCAACGCCAUGUUGUCGAAAUGUUUUGAAAACGAUGUUUAGUCCAAAAUAGUGCAAUAUAAACAUUUUAAAAGACCGCACAGCACGAUAUUCUGAUACCUGCCUCCUUUUAAAAGCACUUUAAAUAUUUUAUUCCUCCGCUUCAGGAUUAAAAAAUGAUGAACUAUAACGUUCAUUAUCACAUAUGUGCUAAAAUACUGACAGUUUUCUGAAGUGAGUCUCAAGAUGCAGGUGUGUGUGAGAAAUUAGUGCAUGUAUACAUAUUUGCUCACUAACUUUGAAUGUCGAGAGCCCCAAAAAUUCACUACGAAUUCGUACCAAAAAGUACUGUAAGGCAGAAGACAGAUGCCUAAUUGUUUACUAUGAGCCACGCCAAGGGCAGGGCCGAGAUAAUUGGGAUACGACCGAUACGUUCACAUAGUUUACAUCUGUUGGCAUAAGCCAACGAUCGCAGUGCCCCCUGACUUUCUGGUUUAGGUCAGGUCUAGGCUACCCAAAGUUUGUUUACACUUUACUUACAAUAGUGUGAACACAGUUAGAAUGUCUGUAAUCUGGCGACAAUUGUCCUAGACUGGAAUAAUUAAACAUUGGGAAAAUGUCCGUAGUAGUCGAUUAACAAUGCUCUUCAAACCCUCGUUUUAUAUAUACCACAUUUUAAGUCAUCCCCAUCCAAGUAUUUUAGUUUGAUAUAUUGCAAUUCAUGUCCAUUUUGAAUUCGGCAAAUCUACAGAACGCCUAAAUGCUUUGUGACACCAUGCACCCAACUGUGCAUUGGCCCAACUAUACGUAUAUAUUCACAAUAUUACAUUGAAAGUCAUUAUUUUAUUUUUCAAAAAUGUGCGUAUAUGCCCAUUAACCUGCUCCACCCCUUUAUAUGCGUUAUCAAAAUGUUGUUUAUUAUGGAUGCCCUUAACAUGUAAAAUAGCAAGAAUUAUCAAUGAGAAUUGACGUAUAUAUAGGUGUUUUUCUUCCUCACAAAUUAAUCAUACAUUAGCAGGUAUAUGACUGAUCGAGUACCCAAGGGUAACUGUCAUUUCAUGAUGGCGAACAGCACAGCUACUACGCAAUAUCUACAAGGCCCAACAGAAUCGAUAUUUCUUGCCAGUUUUACGUCAAUUCAAUGUGUGAUUGGCUCGAUCGCAAAUGCUAUUGUAAUUUGCUACUUUUUACUGAGGCGAAAGCAGUCAUGUAAGCCAUCUGACAAACUGAUUUUAAAUUUGGCUAUGGCAGAUUUCGUGGCUUUGACUACCUACGUUCCUUGGCGAGCGUAUCUCCUGUAUCUGCGGAAAAAGACCAAGAAUUCUCCGUACUACACUUCACUUUUUGUUACCUGUAUCUUCUGCACUGGAAAUGCUGUAUUACUGAUGGCCCUAACAAGGCUAUUUGCCGUCCUCUUUCCAUUGAAAUACAGAGCAUUUUUCACGAGUAAAGCGGUAAACUGCUUGAUAGGUUUGUCAUGGAUUACUGCUAUCUUAUUGGGAAUUGGUCAUCGAAUAAGUUGGAGAGACAUGGGCGAUUUUCACUUGAACUAUGAACUAUUCCUAUCAUUCUUAUCCUUUUGUCAGCUCAUAUCAAUCCUGAGUGUCUAUGCGAUGAUUCUUAGAUCAGCGAAGCAAUCCCAAAGCUUAUUCAAACAGAGGUCAUUUAAAAUUUCACGGACAACCUAUGUUAUUGUUUUUUUCUGUUAUGCAACGUUUUUGCCAUAUACGGUAUAUCGAAUUGUUUCAAAUACGGAUAAAUCUCUGACGAACGAUCAAAAACGAGCAACAUGGCGGUGGAUAAUCGCUUUCAGCUUUCUUAAUUCCUGUUUCAAUCCUUUUCUGUACUUUAUAACUACGAAAAAGUUUAAACGAGAGUUAACUAGACGACUUGUGAAAAGUGCCCAUAAACACAGUGAGACAAACACUAGAGUGAUGGAAGAACGCGUUUAGAACUUCAAUGUAAAUUGUAGUCAGUUGUUAUUAUCGCGGUAUUAUUGUUAUUAUUUAUUUAAGUAUAUUAUAACUGAUAUAUUUUCAUGCUAAACUAUACUAAUUAUCGUCCUAAACAAAACAAAAAUGAUCAAAACACUGUAAUUUUGAAAACAAAUUGCAUUGCAGCUAUCGUGAUUCCAAGGAGAAUUGGACACUCCAGAACUUCUGUCUUCGUUUUCGAUGUACUAUUUAAAGCACGGGUAGGAGUGUUUUAUCACAUAUAAAACACGACGCGUAGCGGAGUGUUUUAUAUGUGAUAUAAAACACGACGCGUAGCAGAGUGUUUUAUGUGUGAUAAAACACGACUACAAGUGCUUUAAAUAGCUUCAAAAACGACUCAUGUUACACGAGUUCAUUGGCGAAGUAAUUUUUAAAAUAAACUUUGCCUAAACCGAGAAAAUCAAAGCUAAAGUUUAUGUAAAUUAACAGUAUUCACAGGCUUUUGGUAUAAUCUUAUAUAUUCAUUAGAAUAGUUUUUAAAAAAUACCUCUUAACACUGUUAAACCCAACUUUGUGUUCGGCGAAAGCACAAAAUGUGCUUCGGCUCGUGUGCGGGACCGGAAGAAAACGAGAACACACUUUGUUUGUCUGGACUCUGGACGCGAAUCCGAAGCUGAGCAACCAACCAAAUUGCGCGAAAAGCUAAGCUCCCAAGUAUAUGCUAACUUUAUUUCUACACUUCAGAUAGAGACAUAACAGACAGUGUAAACUGUAAAGGAUAUGCUGGAAAACAUAAGCAGAGCUUCGACGUUUCCGGCGAAGGAGCGGAAGGACUCACUCGAAACGUCGAGGUUCUGGUUAUGUUUUUCCGGUAUAGUUGUUUAUCCGUCUCUGCACCGCAGCUAAAUAGUUUGUAUUCCAUAGUAUUGUAUGCAUGUGCGAAGGCGUGCUAAUGAACAAAAUUUUGAUCUGGACUAGAAUUUCAUCACAGCUUGAAAGAGCAUCACAAAAUUAGUAAUAUUCCGAAGUUUCGUUGCGAAAUGUUGUAAAAUGCGGAUAAUAUAGCCUUGCGAAGUUUGCCGUUUUUCAGUCAUUUUGUAUUACGCACGGGAAAUUGAUACGUAACCGCUUUCUGAAAAAAGGUAUCAAUUUCCCGCGUUUGUGAUGCUCUCUCAAGCUGUAAUGAAAUUUUUGUCUAGAUCAAAAAUUUUUUCAUUAGGGAAUAGGUCCAUUAAUAACUCGAACGGUUUGUGUCAGCGCAGGUAUAGUGACAAUAAUACCAGAAAGCUGCUGAUUGAAAGAGAUUCAAAACUUCGACGUUUCGAGCGAAGGCCCUGCGUCAGGAAGUUAUAGUAGCCUGUGACGAAGGGCCUUCGCUUACAACGUCGAGUUUUUACUUGUACUUUCAGGUAGUCCAAUCUAGCAGCUUUCUGGUAUUGUUCAGAGUUUGUCAAUAAGUCAAGAUGUGUUCACAUUGCAAGUCUGGAACAAGUUGCUAUCAUCUUGUAACAAGGUUGAUGUGGCCAAACAGACUCGACGAGACCUGAUAUCGUCUGCACGUAACUAGUUGUUAACAAGUUGAUGACAACAAGCUCGUAGCAACUUGUUACGAGCAGCCUGUAGUCAGUGAGCUCUAUAUAUAUACCUGGAGUAGGAACUUCUAAUGUUUUGGCAAUAGGCCAAGUGAAGCCAAAAAAAUCCAAGAUGGCGGCCAUUGACGUCCCAUAGCUCUGAAGGUCGUAAACAGUUUUUAUACCAUUUUCCCAAGCUAAUUCCAGUUUUUUCUAAUGGACCGUAUCACUAAUCAAAUUUUCAGUUCAUAAAAUCACAAUAUUAUUCUUUAAAUCGAAGUCAAAAUACGAAAUUUCAACACACUCCUUGCCAAGAUGGCGGAAAUUGAAGGAGCUCUUGGACGUCAGUUCCAGUCUCUUUCUAUUGUUUUUGUAUGCGCGGUUAACACGAAACUGGCUUCACUUUGAGCAACCAAGUUCCUACUCCAGAUAUAUAUGGAGCUCACUGCCUGUAGUCUGCAGUAGUCUUGUUGGAACAACUUGUAGCAAGUAUGUCAUCCUCAUCAACCUUGUAACAAAGUGAUAUUAACAACGUGUUCCAUACUUUUUUGUAUUGUUGGUGUUAUGUGUACUCAGGUGAAUAUGAUGUUUGUGAUGUUACUCUGAGUGUGCAUCCACACCGGGCAAGCUGAAAAGUUUGCUUGACCACGGUGGGAAUCGAACCCGCUACCUUUGGGAUACUAGUCGAAUGCUCUGCCAACUGAGCUACGUGGUGCGAACACAUCGAUCUGAUAUCGGCUUGAUAACAGCCUUGUUUCGAUCUGAUAUCAGCUUGUUUGCAGAUCUGAAACAACUUGCGCGUUUUUACGUCUGUACAGUUGUGUGAUUAAACUUUCAUUUCGAUCAUGUAUGACUAAGAAUGCGUCUUGUUUGAAAACCGAUAGGAAUCUUCUCCUGGAGUAUGUGAUUUUACUCCGAAGAGAUGUUAUCGAUAUUCGACAGGUAUGAACCAAUGACGUAGUUUCGUAUAAGGAAUUUAUUCCGUAAUUUCAUUCUAGAAUUUGGAACUUGUAAACAGACUAACGAAUUCAUACGCACGCAAAAGUUGAAAUCCAUUUGAAUGUCACUAAUGAAAUGAUUAAAUGAAUGAAAGGACAGCAUUUAGUUUUGUGUAUGAUUUUAAUUAUGUAUUUGUUGAGCUAAUUUGUACUUAAUAUAGAAAAUUUAACUAUUACAGGGCGUAUACGCUUGAAUGCACACAUUUAAUUGGACUGUAACCUUGAAUAUGUUCGUAGACAUAGCCAAUCUAAUGUUUUUCUAAUUGUCACACAUGCUCAAAACGAGGCUUCCUCAUCGAUAUUAUUACUCAGCAUUUCAGAUGACGGGUUGUUAUUCUCCGAGUCACGCUUGAGUAAUAUCUCUUCCUCGUCUGAAAUUUCAUUCUCUGCCAAGAAUUUUCGGCUUAAAAGACUUGAACUUUUCUCCGCAUUUCCGUAACUUAGACAACAGACAGGCAACUUAUCACACUUAUACAAACAGUUUGUGACCAUACAAAGAAACAGAACUACGCCUGACCAGCAUAAUAAAUGCCACAUUAUGCUGAUGGUGAUAACCUCGGUGUCGAGCAUAAGUUGUUUUUCAGUCAAAUCCUUUUCAGCGUCUCCAAACCAUUUGUUCGAGCCGUAUAUGGUGUAAGCGAUUUCCCAAAACCAUGUUCCUUGCGUGAGCACGAGAACGGUUCGAGCCAUAAAGAGCUCGCGACGAAAUUUCGGCAAACACGCUUCGAGUAAAAUUACCAAAGCAGCUAAAUAUAUUACGAUGUAUAGAAGAGUAUGAAUUCGUACGUCAAACAUAUCGCGGCCGUGUAAAUGAAAUGCGAAUAGGGUGCCUUCCACACCAAAAGCUAAGGCUAGGAUGGCGUAUUCCGCUUCUCGUGAAAACUGCGUGACUUUGUAGAGGUUAAGAAUCUCGAUUAAACCAGAGAAUGCAAAGAAGCCAUACAUUGAAGAGUGAGCGAAUUUAUCCGGUUUCACAAAUUCGUUGUUUUUGUCAACAAGUUGGAAAUGUACAGCUCUGAGCUCUCCUAUGAUCCCUACCAAAGCGCCAAAGAGUUUUAAAAGCGGUUCAAACGGAAUGUUCCUUAAACGUUUCGAUGGAAACCUUCUCCAUGAUCUUGUGUUUGACCGUUCUCCCCGAUUCUUUCCUUGCUCUUUUAAACUUGCUGUGUAUUCCAUAAUGGCAUGAAACAUCCACCAUAAACCACCAACUAUAAAUAAGCUUCCUGGCAAUGCAUGGCCAUUGAAAGAGCCCAUUUUGUGUCCUUUUUUAAAACGGUGUUUCUCAAUGUUGUGAUAUUUAAAGUGCGUUUAGUCACAGUUCAGUGGAUGUUAAAUUGGAAUUAAUUAAACGGCUAGUGUGCAAGAAUUUGACUAUUUAUGAAUAAUGCAGUUCAAAGACAAAGAGCAAGUCGUGAUAUUGAGCAUGUUGCUUGAAUAAUAAUAGCGUUGGCAGUUUAUUAGAGAUAAGCUAAGCCCAAUUCUGUUGUGAAUGUGUGAUACAAAUACAAUUUCCCUGUUUAAAGCCCGUGAAAAAAACUUUCAACGAAGUAACAGUACUGUCAGUUGCUAAAUAAAUAAUCAAUGAUGGCUAUAGAGCGUUGGCACAUGACGUCACAGCCGCCAUGUUGGUGUUCCAAUUCAAAAGAAUUUUAAUUAGACUGGGGAAUGAGUGCAAACGAUCUUUCAAUGAUAUAAAGCUCUUUAUUCCUCUUGCACCUAAAUAUUUGUGGUGUCCUUGAGCCAGUUGUUCAAAGGUGGGUUAGCGCUAUAACCCUGGGUUAAAAUUUAUUUCAAAACUUCAGAGAAGUGAACUCCUACUGAUCCAGACAAGAUUCCUGAAGAAAUGUUUCCAAAUUUAUAGACAAGCUCUCAGGAAGCUUGCUUUAAAUUUUAGGAUAACCUAGGGUUAAGCUAACCCAGCUUUGAACAACUGACCCCAGGAGUAUUACGCAAAACAAGUGCACCGUAAGCGCGAAGACUAUUUUUGACCAAAUACCAAGGCUUAUGAAUUAAGAAUUCCUGGCGUUUAACAAAUUGUUUGCCGUGGUCUGUUCAGUUAUAGAUACACAAUAUGACGUCAUAAUAUGGGAAGAACGAAAAAGUGACCCACUCACCUCCGUUAUCUAUUUGUUUUAUAUAAUAAAAAGACCCCCCUCCCCCCAAUUAAACAGGUAAAUCGCUUACUUUCUAUCCACCCGUUGUGUACAUACAUGAACUUGUGGUUGGAGCUCGACAACUGGCCUCUGUAGCUCAGUUGGUUAGAGCUCGACAACUGGCCUCUGUAGCUCAGUUGGUUAGAGCUCGACAACUGUCUCUCUGUAGCUCAGUUGAUUAGAGCUUGACAACUGUCUCUCUGUAGCUCAGUUGAUUAGAGCUUGACAACUGUCUCUCUGUAGCUCAGUUGGUUAGAGCUCGACAACUGUCUCUCUGUAGCUCAGUUGAUUAGAGCUUGACAACUGUCUCUCUGUAGCUCAGUUGGUUAGAGCUUGACAACUGUCUCUCUGUAGCUCAGUUGGUUAGAGCUCGACAACUGUCUCUCUGUAGCUCAGUUGGUUAGAGCUCGACAACUGUCUCUCUGUAGCCCAGUUGGUUAGAGCUUGACAACUGUCUCUCUGUAGCUCAGUUGGUUAGAGCUUGACAACUGUCUCUCUGUAGCUCAGUUGGUUAGAGCUUGACAACUGUCUCUCUGUAGUUCAGUUGAUUAGAGCUUGACAACUGUCUCUCUGUAGUUCAGUUGGUUAGAGCUUGACAACUGUCUCUCUGUGGUUCAGUUGGUUAGAGCUUGACAACUGUCUCUCUGUAGCUCAGUUGGUUGGAGCUCGACAACUGGCCUCUGUAACUCAGUUGGUUAGAGCACUGCACCGGAAUCGCAGGGUCGCAGUUUCGAUUCCUGCCAGGGACCUAAAUCUGCAUUCUUCGGCCAGCUGUUUCUGGUUAGAUCUAGUAAAACUUUCCACUCGAUAAUUUCCAUCUCCAAGACGCUUCAACUACUUUUCUAUUACACACUUCUUGUUUUCAGUGCAUCAAAAAAAAUUUACGGUGUCCAAACAAAGUUUGGCAUAGCAGUAUAUAUUCACUGCGUGAGUUUGUUAGUUAGUUUGUUCGUAGUCAUAAACCUUGGUAUUCACUCACUAUAAAUGUCUUCGCCCUUCUGAUGCACUUGUUUUGCGCAUGCUCCCGGGCACCGCACUGUAUGUAGUAAAUCAUUUGUAAAUUAAUUAUAAAAUAACUUGUAAAUUAGUUAUGAAAAGCUCAUGUUUUGAGAUAACUAAUAAAUAUGUAUGUAUGUAUGUAGUACUAUGUUUGGUUAGCGAGUCUUCUCGGUAACCGGGAUCGUAUGGGCAGACUCUUAUGCCCGCUAUAAAUAACUUCAGCCUCAAUUAAUAUGUCUAUAGGUUAUAGCUAAUCUAAUGUUUUUCUAAUUGUCACACACGCUCAAAACGAAGCUUCCUCGUCGAUAUUAUUACUCAGCAUUUCAGAUGACGGGUUGUUAUAGUCUCCCUCGAGUCGCGCUUGGAUAAUAUCUCUUACUCGUCUGAAAUUUCAUUCUCUGCCAAACAUUUUCCGUUCAAAAGACUUGAACUUUUCCCCGCAUUGCCGUGACUUAGACAACAGACAGGCAACUUAUCACACUCAUACAAACAGUUUGUGACGAUACAAAGAAACAGGACUACGCCUGACCAGCAUAAUAAAUGCCACAUUAUGCUGAUGGUGAUAACCUCGGUGUCGAGCAUAAGUUGUUUUUCAGUCAAAUCCUUUUCAGCGUCUCCAAACCAUUUGUUCGAGCCGUAUAUGGUGUAAGCGAUUUCCCAAAACCAUGUUCCUUGCGUGAGCACGAGAACGGUUCGAGCCAUAAAGAGCUCGCGACGAAAUUUCGGCAAACACGCUUCGAGUAAAAUUACCAAAGCAGCUAAAUAUAUUACGAUGUAUAGAAGAGUAUGAAUUCGUACGUCAAACAUAUCGCGGCCGUGUAAAUGAAAUGCGAAUAGGGUGCCUUCCACACCAAAAGCUAAGGCUAGGAUGGCGUAUUCCGCUUCUCGUGAAAGCUGCGUGACUUUGUAGAGGUUAAGAAUCUCGAUUAAACCAGAGAAUGCAAAGAAGCCAUACAUUGAAGAGUGAGCGAAUCUAUUCGGUGUCAGAAAUUCGUUGUUUUUGUCAACCAGUUGGAAAUGUGUAGGUGACUGGGAGAGCUCUGCGAUAAUUCCUACCAAAGCGCCAAAGAGUUUUAAAAGCGGUUCAAACGGAAUGUUUCUUAAACGAUUCGAUGGAAGCCGUCUCCAUGAUCUUGUGUUUGACGGUUUUCCUCGAUUCUUUCCUUGCUCUUUUAAACUUGCCGCGUAUUCCAAAAUGGCAUGAAACAUCCACCAUGAACCAAUAACUAUAAACAAGCUUCCUGGCAAUGCAUGGCCAUUGAAAGUGCCCUGCAUUUUGUGUCCUUAAAACGGUGUUUCUCAAUGUUGUGAUGAUUUCACAGUUCAGUAGAUGUGUAUACUGCCAAAUUGAAUUGGAAUUUAUUUGACUAGCGUGCAGGAAUUCGAUUAUUUAUAAAUAACGCAGUUGAAAGAGUCAUUAUAGCACGUUAUUUGGAUAAUGAACAGCGUGGACACUUUAUUACAGUAUGAAGUAUAGGAAGAAGAAGAAGUUUUCCACUAGGCGGAAUUUGCGCGCGAAGCGGAAUUUUUCUUUGACUUGUGAUUUCUUGGGGGGGGGGGACUAAUCAGAAAAGACAAAGAAAAUUGGUCCAUAGGGGACGGAAAUAAUCCUUCCAAAAUUAGGAUCAGGGGAAUACUCUACUGGUUGUGUGGUUACUAUAUACAUCCGAAGGAGCAAAGUGUCCCUAUUAGAGAGUUGUCUGCAAGGAGAUAUUCAAUUGUAUUGUGAUUGUAUAUACCCAUCUAUAUAUUUCUGCAGGCAAUGCAACGAGAACAGGAAACACAAGCUGCUCUGGAUGAUAUUGAAAUAAAGAAUCUGGAACUGCAGGCCCAGAAAGAGGCACUUCAACAUGUAUGUUUUUAUGAUAGAAUAGAUAUAAAGUCCAAAGAAUGAGUUACUGCAUGGUAUGGAGAAUUUUGUGUCAUUUUUAAAACAAUGGAAAGACAAUGGAACAUUCGGAUCACUGGAUGAGUGUUUGGAUGGCAUGGAGAACAGUGGCAUUUUCAAACGAUGAAAAGACAAUGCAACGUUCGGAUCACUGGAUCAUGACUGGAUGACAAUAUCGUUAUGCUACAUGCUACCUUUGCUGAACCACACGAUCAUCUGGUCACGAUCUAGUGGUCGGAAUUUUUCAUUGUCCCGUUGCCUCCUUAAUUUCCCGCUUCAGGUGCGGAGUUCGUAAUAAAAUUUUGCGUUCGUAUGCUUCCACGUACAGGGCUUAGCGAAGGAAGACGUGAAGACAGCAUUUCAGUUGAAGGCAGAUUUUGAAUCACAUCAACGUCAGAAAGACUUGGAAGAUGAAUUGUUUCGUCGAACAACCGAAAUGAGAGAGGAAAUAGAUUUGAAUAAUAAUAUGGUAUGUAGAUUUAGGAGUUCAUUCUUUGAAUUCUAUAUGUCCACGUACUGCAAUUUCUCGAUCAAAUGGACCUAUUCCCUAAUGAAAGCGGUAUCAAUUUCCCGUUUGUAAUACAAAAUGACUGAAAAACGGCAAACUUCGCAGUGCUAUAUUAUCCGCAUUUUACAACAUUUCGCAACGAAACUUCGGAAUAUUACUAAUUUUGUGAUGUUCUUUCAAGCCGUGAUAAAAUUUUUGUCUAGAUCAAAAUUUUGUUCAUUAGGUAAUAGGUUCAUUCAGAUACACGGAAGUGGGGUCGCCCGGAUAGUGAUUUUUUGAACCUCACAAUCAAUAAAAAGAAACUUUAAUCUAUAUAAAUAUUGAUAUUGAAAUUUAAUCUUACCAAUCAACAGCCAUUUUUAGAAAUAGAAAGCCUGAAAAUCACUAUCCGGUGGAUAGCACUAUCCGGCCUUCGUACAACCCAGGUUUCUUAUAAAUUCGGCUAUUCUUCUCCAAUCUGGGAGAAUCUUUGCAAUUUUUUUGGCUAAAUAACUAAACUUGAUCGUUUCCAUAAUUCGAGGUAAGACAUGGUCGUUUGGGACACGCACAGCAGAGAAACCUGGAUUUGGAAACACAAACUGACCUGGAACUCCGGAAAAGACUUGACGAUAUGGAAACGGAACUACAGCAGACACAGGUAUAAGAAUCAAAGACUCGUUGGCAAACAUGUUGGUCCAGCAUCAUCCAACAUUGCUGGAUAAUCGGGCCGAUUUCAGGUUUCGCUGAAUGUUAAUAACGAAUGUUGUCAGUUGACGAUGUCGUCAGAUGACGUUGACAGCGUAUUUUUCAAAUAUCAUUUAAUUAAAUCUGAAUCGGCCCGAUUAAUCGUUGUGUGUAAAUGGACCUUAAAAAUGGUAUGAUACACGGGCAAAUUUCGCCUAGCGUUGGGCUGUAUGUCGGGGCCGUUGAAGUCAUCUGAGGUAAAGAUAGAAAAGUUCACGAAUUUCAUGGCUGAUUGAUUGGUGACCACGCCCUUUUGUCGGGCAAGAAGAACUCACCCCUCCCCCUCCCCCCCUAAUGCGUACAGUCAAGUUGCAACCCUGGGUGGAUGCAACAAUGUUGGACCAUGUUGACCUUUUCAAACGGACACUACCCCAGCACACCAUGCAACAAUGUUGAAAAAUAUGGGUCAACUGCUUAUUUCUCAAAUCUAUUUUUAUUCCACAAAAUGUAUCCAAAUUGAAAGUCUUUGCUUUAAAACAUUUGCGAAGGGAACAUAUUUGGAUGGUGUACGUCAUGGGAGAACCAACAUUAAAUGAUAUCAUCUUUGACCAAAAAUUGGGCGAGAAUUUUAAACUUUAGUAAGCCUGCAGACUUAUUUUAAAAGUAAAUAAUCACGUGUGGUCCUUUUCAGUUGACUAAACGUAUACUUGAGAACAAAAGUCAAGAAGAGGAAAUUGCAAAACUGAUCGAAGACAGCAAAAGUAAAGAGGUUAGUGAACUCUAGUCUGGGAAACACGCCGAUAUCAGAAGUGAGAGCAACUCUAAUCCAACAGAAUUACCUCUAAGGACGAAGACAUUUAUUUUUUAAACGAAAUAUACUCGGAAUAAUAGUGGCCUCGAAAGAACUAUUUAAGGAGCUUUCGUAAUUUAUGUGGUGGGGGCUAUGGAUUUUGCGUUUUGAAAGAUUAUUUUUAAUAACCCCCGCCCCUCUUUAUACCUGGAACCAGUUGUUCAAAGGUGGGUUAGCACUAUAACCCUGGGUUAACUUUAACCCGCUGUUUUAGUUUGUAUAUUUCUGCACGUCUGUUUAUUUCAAAACUUCAGAGAAGAAAACUCCUAUCGAUCCAGACAAGAUCUCUGAAGAAAUAUUUCCAAAUUUAUAAACAAGUUGUCAGGAAUUUUGCUUUGAAUUUUACGUUAACCUGGGGUUAAGGUAAUCGGCUUUUGAACAUCCAGCCUCUGGCAUAUUUUUCAGUAACCCUCCCCAACCAAAUAAAAAUUUUGAAAACACACUAAUUUUCAUGAGCCUCUAAAUCCCCCAUAGCCCACCCAACCACAAAAUUACUCAUGAAUUGCAUUGUUGACUUCAGGAUGGUAUAAGUCUUAGUAUGAAAGCUGAGCUGGCCAGACAAAAAUAUCUCUCAAGAAUGGCAGAAGAACGUCGAUUAUAUCAUCUUAACACGCAGUCAGAAUACAGUACGCCAUCUAGGGAAUCAGAGGAAAUGUCUGGUAUGUAGAAAACUUUCUUGCUUCUGAGAAGAAGAAACUUUCAAUUACUUCUAGAAUUGAUGCUUUAUUCCACAGGUCCUUCACUAGAGAGGCAGAGAGCGACAUUUGAAAAGAGAGAAAUUGAAUUGAUGGCUGAUGUUAGAGAGUUACGUCGUAAGCUGGCGGAAAGACUCAUAAAACCAUCACGACUUUCAUACGAGGAUGCUGAGGCAUCGUCUUCAAUACAGAAUGCUAAUGUUGACUAACAUGUACAGUGCUUCACAGACAUGCUUGCAAAGGUAAGCCAAGUUAAUUAAUCAGCUUGUGGCUGAAUGGGGAUAUUCUAUAUAUGUAUAUAAGCAGAAUCGCACAAUGGUGUAAAUAUUUUGAUUUUUUUCUUCUAAAACUCAACAUUUUUUACAAUUCACGCGGUUAGAAUAAUUAGAACUUUUUGUCAAACGUACAAUGUAUGGGUUCAGAACAAUUGCAAAAGGAAACUAUCAGUCUUGUUUAUAUAUGUUUACAGCCAUGUAUAACGGUUGGUUCUGCCAUGCUAAUUGUUGAAAAUGUUUUGUAUGUAAGCUAAGUGUUUUCAAGUAUAAGCUUAUGUUGAAAUCAAAGUGUCUUGGUUUUAAACUUAUGAAUAAAUUGUGAUAACUUCAUGUCCACUUCCUUUCACUAAAAGAACUCUCUUUAAACCUUCUGUCAUAACUUCAACAAAUUCCAUAU